This is a messenger RNA of Daphnia pulicaria, 1779 nucleotides long. Its product is annotated as glutathione S-transferase 1-1-like. Gene Ontology annotation, biological process: glutathione metabolic process. Gene Ontology annotation, molecular function: glutathione transferase activity. The transcript is spliced from 5 exons. Lineage: Eukaryota; Metazoa; Arthropoda; Branchiopoda; Diplostraca; Daphniidae. The record is from RefSeq and is a predicted model, not a curated record. The coding region runs from base 468 to 1211 and encodes 247 amino acids.
CCGAGACCGCACCAGUCGGUCGGAUCACUUCGUAGCCAACGGUUCGAUCCCGGACAGAACGAACAAAACAUUUUUUUUUUCCCGUCAAAAAUUCAAACUUUGAAUUCGAUUCCGUAUAGUUGGGAAUCUAAAUCCGAAAAAUAGUAAAUCGUUGAGACAAAUUUUAUUUGCAGUUUGAAUAAAAUUUGUGGUUUUCUACGACCAGGAAAAAAAUCACCGAGAAGAAAGAAAAAACGUUUCUGUGCACAUUUUGAAAUUUUUUCGACCGAAGUUUAUAUAUUUUUGAUUUCCUGUUUCUUUUCUUUUGGCCACCGCUGCCCUCCCUCUAACAACAACAACGAAAUAUAACCAGCAGGUUCCCAUUGGGAAAACAUUUCUGAAAGGUAUUCAUAGCAACGCCGUCGACGACCAGCUCAACCACCUGAUCAGAAAAGAAAAAGGAAAAUUUUCUUAAAAAAAUCGCCAUCAUGGACUCGAGGAAGAAGAUGAGCUUCUCUUCGUGCAGCGUCGAGUUCAUUUACAUGGCGGCCUCGCCGCCGUGUCGGGCCGUUUGGAUGUGCAUCAAAGAGCUCGGCAUCGACGUCGACAUGCGCCACAUCGACAUGUACAAGAAAGCCGAACACACUCAGCCGUGGUUCGUCAAAUUGAACCCGCAACACACGGUGCCGACCAUCAACGAUGACGGAUUCAUCCUCUGGGAAAGUCGCGCCAUUUUGGGUUACCUGGUGAACAAAUACGGCAAGGACGACCAGCUGUACCCGACGGAACCGCAGAAGAGGGCCCUCGUUGACCGAAUGCUCUACUUUGAUAUCGGAACUCUCUACAAGUCCAUGGUCGACUAUUUUCAACCGAUCCUCUACAUGGGCUCGUCGGGCGACCCGCAGAAAGCCAAUCAGCUGAAAUCCAGCCUGGAUUACCUGGACCAGUACCUGGAGAUCGAGGAGUACGUGGCCGGUGAUAAUCUGACGAUCGCCGAUCUGGCCCUCCUGGCCACCGUCACUCACCUGGAAGGUGUCGAGUGGUCCUACAAAUCGUACGAGAACAUCUUCCGCUGGGUCACCAAGCUCAAGACGGAAUUGCCCUACUACAACGAGUGCAAUCAAGGCGGCAUCAACAUGUUCAAAGACUGGGUCAAACUGCGGCGAGAGCAGGCCGCCGCAACGGCCGCAGAGGAAGCCGCAAAGUCCGUCCGCAAAAAUUCGCGCACAUAAAAACAAUUAAAACAAAUUUUCAACUUUUUCCCCUUGUUUUUCGAAUUCUUUUCGAAAUAAAAAAAUUUGUUGAGAGAAGAAUUCCCCCUCCAUUUUUUUUUGUUUCCCAACCCUCUAGACGCUGCCAAAUUUGAAUUAAUUGGAAAAAAAAUUGAAAAAAAAAAAUUCUUCUCUCAAAAAUUUUAUUCUUCAGCUUUUGUAGCAAUUCAAUUGCACUUCCUUUUUUCUUCGCCUCUCUUCUGUCUCUCCCCCUCUUUUGUUACAUAACAUAGAAUUGUCCUCGGCAACGACGGAUUGUGAUUAAUUUGAUUGUUUUCAAUUUUUUUGGAAAUCUUGUUCUUUUAAUUUUAUUGACAAAACUAUUAGGCAAACAACCCAACACAACGUAAAGAAAAAUGGAAAAAUCACUUGUUUCCCUUGUAGCUCCUUCCUUAUUCGGCUAACAAACAAAAAAAACCCUUUUUGAUUAUUAUUUCUUUGGAAAAUGUGUCAUUUCAUCAUCUCCUCCCCCCCCCCCCUCUUUGAAAAAACAUUUCGAAAUACAAAGAACAGCACAGCACGCAAACAA